This is a messenger RNA of Schizophyllum commune H4-8, 2446 nucleotides long. RefSeq names its product SSrecog-domain-containing protein. Gene Ontology annotation, cellular component: nucleus; FACT complex. The coding region runs from base 60 to 2015 and encodes 651 amino acids. The record is from RefSeq and is a predicted model, not a curated record. The transcript has 6 exons. Lineage: Eukaryota; Fungi; Basidiomycota; Agaricomycetes; Agaricales; Schizophyllaceae. Gene Ontology annotation, molecular function: histone binding; nucleosome binding; DNA binding.
CAUUUCUCGACGCGACCGCGACGCGUCUUCCUCUCGACCACCAUCUCCUUGCCCCCACGAUGUCGAGCACGCAGUUCGACAACAUAUAUCAUGGUCUGGGAUCGAGCGUAGGCAAACUUCGCGUCGCCAGCAGUGGUAUGGCGUGGAAAGGCUCCGAGGGGGAGCCAAUUGUCGCCCUCCCAGCCGACGACAUCAAGUGGGCGCAGUGGCUACGCGUUGCGCGCAACUACCAACUACGCGUCGGCGUAAAGGACCACCAGAAGCAUCAUUUUGACGGCUUUGCGCGCGAGGAUCACGACAAACUAGCCACUCUCCUCAGAAACUACUUCAGUGUCGCGAUCGAGACCAAAGAGAUCACCUUCAAGGGCUGGAACUGGGGCGACACCGACUUCCAGGGCCAGGACCUCGCCUUCCUCGUCUCGGACCGCGUGGCGUUCGAGCUCCCCCUUCAGAAUGUCGCCAACUCUAACAUCGCCGGCCGUACUGAGGUCUCGCUCGAGUUUUCCGGGCUCACAACGUCUAAGAGCGUCCGCCCGCAGGGCGACGAGAUGGUCGAGAUCCGCUUCCACGUUCCGGGCGUGCAGACGAAGCUCAAGGGCGAGUCUGCGAGCGAUGCAGGCCAGUCGGACGACGAGGAGGAGAUCAGUGCCGCCCAGGUCUUCCACGACCUCAUCAAGGACAAGGCGGAGAUCGGGCAGGUGUCGGGCGACAUGAUCCUCAGUUUCGAGGAGGUGCUCAUUCUGACGCCGCGCGGGCGGUACGAUCUAGACAUGUUCCCUGACUUCCUGCGUCUACGUGGCAAGACGUACGACUACAAAAUUGUGUACACGAGCAUCUCGAGGUUGUUCUUGCUUGCGAAGGACGACAACCACGUCUUGUUCAUUCUCGGCCUCAAUACCCCCAUCCGUCAAGGACAAACACGCUACAGCUACCUCGUCAUGCAGUUCACGCACGAAGAGGAAAUCACUGCUGAGCUCAACAUGACCGACGAGCAACUUGCAAAAUACAACGGCACACUCGAGAAGAGCUACGAGAAGCCCACCUAUGAGGUCGUCUCCGCCAUUUUCAAGGGCCUCACUGGCAAGAAGAUCAUCGGUGUCGGGGGCUUCAAGUCUACCGCCGACCACCCAGGCAUAAAGGCCAACCUGAAGGCCGUCCAAGGCGACCUCUUCAUCCUCGACAAGCAACUCUUCUUCGUCUCCAAGCAGCCCCUCCUCAUCGACUUCUCCGACAUCCACGCCGCCAUCUUCUCCCGCGUCGGCGGCGGCACCGGCUCGCGGACCUUCGACCUGCGCGUCGAGACGCGCUCGGGCCCCGAACACACGUUCUCGAGCAUCGCGAAGGAGGAGUACGAGGGUGUGGAGAAGUUCCUGAAGGCGAGCAAGCUGAAGGUGAAGAGCGAGAGCGUGCCGGACGCGGAGAUGCUGAUGCAGGCGGACCUGGGCGACGACGAUGACGAGGACGAGGAGAUGCGCAGCGUGGGCUCGGACGUGCCGAAGCGGCGCGCGCUGGACGAUGAUGAUGAUAGCGAGGACGAUGAGGACUUCCAGGCCUCCUCGACCGACGAGGGCUCACCCAGCGAGGACGAGUCUGACGACUCGGGCGCCGCCACCGCCUCCGACGCCAGCGGUGAUCGCGACGUCGCCAAGGUCGUCAAGAAAAAGAAAGAGAAGAAGGCGAAGAAGGGCGCCGACGGCGAGGCUCCCAAGAAGAAAAAGAAGGCCGCCGCGCCCGAGGGCAGCGACGCCGAGGAUGACGACGACAAGCCCAAGGCGUCGAAGCCCAAGCCAAAACCCAAGCCGAAGGCGAAGAAGGCGGACGAUGCGAUGGACGUGGACGAAGAGGGCGGGAGGCCGAAGAAGAAGGCGGCGAAGAAGGAUAGGGACGAUGGGAUGGACGUGGAUGAUAGGCCGAAGCCGAAACCACGCCCGAAGCCGAAGGCGGCGAAGAAGAAGGACGCGGACGAGGAUGAGGAUGCGCCGCCGAAGAAGAAGGUGAAGACGAGUGCGGAUUAGGGGAGUGGUACGGGUGCCUGUCGUGUCGUCGUCGCCCUUUGCUUUGUUUAUGAUUUGUAUCUUCGCUGUGCACUGUAUUUCUAUCCACUAACUAUCGCUUGCUUGAACGGUGCUGACGCACAGCUCGGCCUCCUUGCAGCGCGCAAGCAAAAAUAAAGUGAGGAUUCCUUCGUGUGUGCCCUGAUUCCCUUGUACACUGUUGGUUAUUCUACACAAUGUCCAAUUAUGCGAGAGCGAAGUCCGGUAAGUAACGGGUCCAACAAGCUACUCCAUACCGCUUUCUUUUGUAUGUUCAUACUUUUCUUUAGGUGUUCAAGCCUCACUGCCGCCGCAACGCCCACAUAUCCGUCCUCCACCCAAGGACCGCCAGUCCAGCAGCACCCGCGAAGCAGGUACCCGAAUAUACUAUCAUACUUCCAAACCGCCCGCCG